Messenger RNA from Chelmon rostratus (copperband butterflyfish), 2292 nucleotides. Its product is annotated as nuclear receptor subfamily 1 group D member 1-like. Bases 265 to 2004 code for a protein of 579 amino acids. Gene Ontology annotation, biological process: negative regulation of transcription by RNA polymerase II; positive regulation of transcription by RNA polymerase II; cell differentiation. NCBI's taxonomy places the organism in Eukaryota, Metazoa, Chordata, Actinopteri, Chaetodontiformes, Chaetodontidae. The record is from RefSeq and is a predicted model, not a curated record. Gene Ontology annotation, molecular function: RNA polymerase II cis-regulatory region sequence-specific DNA binding; zinc ion binding; nuclear receptor activity. The transcript is spliced from 8 exons.
CCUUGGAAGUUAUUUGGAUCAAAAAGAGAUCGGCUCCGAUUUCCUUCCCGAAUAUCUCUUUGAGCUACUUUUUCUUCGCUGACCGGGUUUUCUCUAGAACCCCAAUGCCCGGUGCACACUCCCGCUGCUCUGAUCAUCUGGAUACACUCUCUAUGCCUUGGCAGUUCAUGACUCUUUCACCUACAUCAACGAAACUCCUCGGUGGCAAGCAGCGUUAAACAUCCGAUUCAGCAACAACCGAACAGCAUCGACCGACUGACAAACAUGGAGAACAGUCCCGGUGGUGGUGUUAUCUUGUAUGCUGGCUCAUCCAGUAGUGCCAGUCCAAGUCCUGGCAGCCCUUCAAGUGGAUACCAGACCCAGUCGCCCUCCUCCCACUCGCAGCCUUCAUCCCCAGAGGGUGUCUCCUUUCAGGAGAUUGGGCCCCUGAAGCAGAGAGGAGAACAAGGGGGAGGAACUCCUUCCCCGCGAAUGGUCUUCCAGUUUCCCGAAGUAAACAAUGCUCCCGUGGCCCAAGUGACGACGGUAUCAUCUGCAACCUACAACCAUCCCACGGUGGCCAAAAGACCUUGUGGUUUCACUGGCACGUUCACCAAGACCGGAGGUAUGGUGCUUCUGUGUAAGGUGUGUGGGGACAUCGCAUCCGGGUUCCAUUACGGCGUGCACGCCUGUGAAGGCUGCAAGGGUUUCUUCAGACGCAGCAUUCAGCAGAACAUCCACUAUAAGAUGUGUGUCAAGAAUGAAAAGUGUCUCAUCAUGCGCAUGAACCGAAACCGGUGCCAGCACUGCCGCUUCAAGAAGUGUCUCUCCGUGGGCAUGUCCAGAGAUGCUGUGCGUUUUGGGCGUAUUCCCAAACGGGAGAAGCAGCGACUGUUGGAUGAGAUGCAGAGCUACAUGAACAGCCUCAACGAAUCAGCUUCCAUGGAAAUGGAGGUGUCGCCUCCCCCCGAUGCCCCCUGCAGUCCGCAGAACCAGGCGAGUGACGGAUCGGGCUCCGUAUCGCAGUCUUACCGCAGCAACCUAAUGAACAGUGAGGAGAAACCCCUCAAGAUGGCUGCCGGCAACAGUAACAUCGCCACGACGUCUUUCCAGAACAGUUCAGUGCAGGAACCUUCCCUGGCGCACUCAGCGAGCCAGACGCAGCACACAGUUCAGGGGGAGCAGGCCAACCUGGCAUCAAGAUACCACAUCCCCACAAACUGCUCUGUUAACCCGACCAACACUGAAAACUCCGCUAACACUAACCUUGACAACGCCAAGUACACCUUCUCCUCCAAUCAGAAUCAGUGCCCCUUCAGUGGCAGCCUAUCAUCUCAGUCCUACUCAACCAAUCAGAACAGUUACUCAGCCAGGGAUUCCCAGAACCAAAGUCCUUGCCCCUGGAAGCUAAAUGGAGGAGCCAAAGUGCUGGCUUGUCCACUCAAUUCAUGUCCUGUGGCUCCGGCCAGUCGCUCCAGUCAGGAGGUGUGGGAGUCGUUCUCCCAGUGCUUCACCCCUGCUGUGAAAGAAGUGGUGGAGUUCGCCAAGAGCAUCCCGGGCUUCCAGACUCUCAGCCAGCAUGAUCAGGUCAUGCUGCUCAAAUCUGGCACUUUCCAGGUUCUCAUGGUGAGGUUCUGCUCACUGUUUGACCCCAAAGAGAGGACAGUGACCUUCCUCAAUGGGCAGACAUACUCAUUGGCAUCACUGCGGGCUCUCGGCAUGGGCUCCUUACUGGACGCCAUGUUUGAAUUCAGCGAGAAGCUGGGAUCUUUGGGUCUGGAGCCAGACGAGAUGGCCCUUUUCAUGGCUGUGGUGCUGGUUUCUGCCGAUCGCUCUGGCAUAGUGGAGGUGGGAGCAGUGGAGCAGCUGCAGGAGAAUCUAAUAAAAGCUCUGCGCUCCCUCAUCACCAGUCGCCGCCCAGACGACAGCACCCUCUUCCCAAAGUUGCUGCUGCGUCUGCCGGACCUGCGCACCCUGAACAACCAUCACUCUGACAAGCUUUUAGCUUUCCGCAUAGAUCCUUGAGUUCGCAGAGCUAAAGCUGACUGAGGUAUCUGCUUUGGGGAACCUCCCUGCUUCCCCAUGCGAGCCUGGCCUGCAACAUACAGUACACUGGCCUAUGCAUGAUGGACAGUUGUUGUAGGAGCUGUGCCAAGUCUGAUGCUGUGUGGAAAAAAAAAUAUCAGUGAAGGAUGUAGGCACAGCAGGAGGUGGAGGCCCCUGAACUCUGACUGAUUCCUCCUUCAGCUGUUUCCAGGAUUGCUUAAAAAAAAAAAAAACUAUCAAAACAUAGACUGUGUUCUUCCUCUGGUU